Molecule: messenger RNA, 846 nt
Organism: Aegilops tauschii subsp. strangulata
Lineage: Eukaryota; Viridiplantae; Streptophyta; Magnoliopsida; Poales; Poaceae
Cellular component (GO): chloroplast outer membrane
Source: RefSeq, a predicted model, not a curated record
GUCCUCGCCUUUUCUUUCCUUUCGUGUAGUACCGAGCAAGACAAAGCUCUCGGCACAAAACCCCCAAACCCCCCAAGGCGCCCCACCCCCACACGCAUCGCACACCACCCAUCCAACCCAUCCCCAUCGCAGAGCCCACGCGCCCGGGACCCGAGCAGCCAUGGCGAAAGGAGCAGCCGGAGGAGGAGGGGGAGGGGGCGCCGUGAAGACGGCCCUGGUCGUCACCGGCGGCCUCGUCCUCGCCUGGCUCACCGUCGAGUCCGCCUUCAAGCCCUUCCUCGACCGCCUCCGCGGCGCCGUCUCCCGCUCCACCGACCCCGCCCGCGACCCCGACGAGGACACCGCCGCCCCCGCCCCCGCCCCCGAGGAGGACAAGUCGCCCGCCACCGCCGCCGUCGCCGCCGCUGUCGCCUCCGCCGUCGCCGAGGAGAAGGACCCCGCCGUCGCCGCGGCCGAGCCGUCCGCGCCCCCGCUCCCGGCCGAGGCCUCGGUGGAGAGCGAGGAGAAGGGAGCGGACAGGGAGGUCGAGCUGGGCGAGAAGGGGGAGGCGGCCGUGGCCGCCAAGGCCGAGUGAAGACGGCGGUUCUCGCCUCGCCUGGUUCCACUUCUGAAUCGUACGCUGUGAAUCUAUUCUACGCGUUUGGAGGUUGUGAUGGAUGAUGCAAUGUUUUGAACUCUGUUAUCGGUAUCUGCACCUUUAGGGCCCGUCUUAAGAUUAAGGCUUACCCUGGGUUAGUUUCUGACAUUUUGCAUUCAGUACUUGAUGUCAUGAUAUACAUCUGUGUGGAUGGUUUAAUUUACCAUGGAAACUGCUUGCUUAUCCUGUGGACAGGAAACUUAUUGUCA